AUGAAGGUGUACGAGGAAAAUACUGACCGUUCAGCAGAAGUCCAUCUGUUUGCCGCAGGAACCAUCAAACACCUACCUGAGUACGGCGAAUACGUUGAUCCAUUCGAUGGAGCCAUUGGAUGCUAUGUCCCAGUCAAAAUCGGCGACCAAAUCAAGGUCGGAGGCAGGUUCGACGGAACAACUAAAGCGAUGCACCACGACGUGCUGGUUGAUGGUAUCUAUCGCAAGUCACAGGAGUACGCUGGGAAGAGUUUCAUCGUGCAAAAGAACAAAAAGCUGGACACCCCUAAAUACCUCUACAAGAUCGAGGACGGCAUCCUGGAUACCGAUCUCGUAGUGCGUAAACUGCCCCCUGGCUUCGAGCCUCGCAAACACGAGCCACCCUGCUUGGGAACCAUCGAAGUGCGAAUUUGUGUGCUGCGUCGUCCAGGUGAAGAGCAUACUCUUUACGAUGUGACUACCUAUGAAGACAUCAUGAACGAGGGGUUCACUGGCAAAGCGCCCGCCGGAAGCCUCGAGUGUUCUCCGGAUUGCCGGAUGGGAUUUGAGAUGAAUGUAACGCCGCUUGAUAAUGCCACGGCUAACAGGCUCAGAAAGAAGAUGACUGUGAAGCGUCCCGGUCUAGAGACAUGGGCUGUCUUCCGCUUCCAUUACCGCAGCCAGGUAUCGAUCAGGGAGUCUGGGUUUGACUUAACUCUGCACGCCGACAUGCGCAAAUCUGAACGACCUGAGCCCCGAAAACUACUCAUUGAGUCUGUGCCUGUGCCGGAUAUCUCUAAGCCUGGAGGCUCAGAGGUCGAUGUCAACUCGACACGCCAGUCCUCUCCGGCCCCAUCCAUUGCCAGCCACAGAACGCCCGCAUUGCCCCCCAGCAAUGCCUCUGCGAAAGACACUACACACUCUCUUUCCUCUCCAAUCUCGCCAAAUAGCCACUCCACUUACGACAUCGAGGAACUGAAUCGAAAAUUUGGCUUGCGUACACUUCCGCUUUCCAAGCCUACUUCUACUCAUAAGAUGGAUGUUCCUCAGGACAAGGUCUCGGAUCUCGGAGAACAUCAUCAGAACGACAUGACCAAACCGACCAAACAAACUCUAGACGAAGAGAGCAUUACCGGACACGUCCUCACGAAGAAGCCAAGCGAGAUGUCGCUCACCGGGUUCACCGACCCAGACCCCAACCACACGGACGAUUCCACCGCAGACGACAUGCUCCCCAGCACCCUGACCGCCCCAACCGUCUCCAUGCUCACCACCCCAGAAGCCAAACGCCUCUCCACGCCCACCAUCGCCGGCCCUCCAAAGCGCACCCAGACCCUCAGUCCCCCCGGCUCCCCGGACCCCAAACGCCCCAGGCAAUCCCACGAGCUACCACCACCCACCUACCUCUCCAGUGUUCUCGCAUCCACCACCCGCUCGGGAUCCCCCUCCCUCUCGCCCGCACCGUCCCGCUCCUCCGUCGCCGCACAGCAGCUCGCCGAAGCCCGCGAGCGCCUCAUGGCGUCCCGGGCGAAGCGCGCCCGCGCGGAGGACAAGCGCAAGCAGGUCGACGAGACGCUGGCGCCGUACCUCAAGCGCAUGGAGGAGGAGAUCGAGGCGGUGAAUAAGCUUGCGAAGGAGGAGGAGGCCGCGGCUGAGGAGUGCGAGUUGCAGCUUCAGGAGAGCAUGGAGCUGCUGCAGAAGUUCCAGAGUGAGGAAGAGGAGGAGGUUGAUGCUGACGACGAGUGA
This is a messenger RNA of Aaosphaeria arxii CBS 175.79, 1725 nucleotides long. RefSeq lists its product as uncharacterized. The record is from RefSeq and is a predicted model, not a curated record. The coding region runs from base 1 to 1725 and encodes 574 amino acids. NCBI's taxonomy places the organism in Eukaryota, Fungi, Ascomycota, Dothideomycetes, Pleosporales. The transcript is spliced from 3 exons.